Molecule: messenger RNA, 534 nt
Organism: Lathyrus sativus (Indian pea)
Lineage: Eukaryota; Viridiplantae; Streptophyta; Magnoliopsida; Fabales; Fabaceae
Source: the annotation of a GenBank genome assembly
AUGGGGGUCAAAUUUUUUUUCAUGCUCUCAAUUCUUAUUUUACUUUGUUGUUUUUUCUUGAACAGUGUCAUGGCUAGUGUUUAUGAUGUUGGUGAUGAAGAUGAAUGGAGUAGCCAAACAAAUUAUAAUUCAUGGGCAGAAAAACACAACUUUAGCCUUGGAGAUGUUCUUGUUUUCAAGUAUGUGAAGGGGCAACAUAAUGUGUAUGAAGUGAGAGAGGAUAGUUUUAGAUCAUGUGAAACAAGUAGUGGAGUAUUGGCUAAGUAUGAGAGUGGAGAAGAUGAAGUGGUUCUUAAUAAGGUGAAGAAAUAUUGGUUCAUUUGUAAUAUAGUAGGACAUUGUCUUGGAGGGAUGAGAUUUGGAAUUGAAGUGAAAGAAGAUAGCAACAAUGUAAUUAGUUCCAUGGAUGGUGGAUUAAAUCCAAGUAUUCAACCAACUCCAUUGGAGAGUUCUUGUAUUUCUCAAAGAUGGAGUGUGGUUGGGAACUUCUUUCCUUUUGGAAUUGGAUUAUUAUUGUUUAAUUUGUAUUUUUGA